Messenger RNA from Quercus lobata, 1362 nucleotides. RefSeq names its product TMV resistance protein N-like. NCBI's taxonomy places the organism in Eukaryota, Viridiplantae, Streptophyta, Magnoliopsida, Fagales, Fagaceae. Gene Ontology annotation, biological process: signal transduction; defense response. Gene Ontology annotation, molecular function: ADP binding. The record is from RefSeq and is a predicted model, not a curated record. The transcript is spliced from 3 exons. Bases 1 to 1362 code for a protein of 453 amino acids.
AUGGCUCUUCUUCUAUCAGCAUCUUCUUCUUCCAAGAGAUGGAAAUACAAUGUAUUUCUCAGUUUUAGAGGCAAAGACACCCGUAAAAAAUUUACUGAUCAUUUAUAUGCAGGAUUGAAACAAAAAGGCAUAUCCACUUUCAAGGAUGAUGAAAAACUCAAGCAGGGGACAUCUAUUGCCCCAGAGCUCUUGAAAGCAAUAGAAGAAUCGAGGAUUGCUGUCGUUAUUCUAUCAAGAGACUAUGCUUCUUCGAGUUGGUGCUUAACUGAACUAACAAAGAUCGUUGAGUGCAUGGAAAAGACGGGAUUGGUUGUUCUACCUGUUUUUCAUUAUAUAAAUCCUAGUGAUGUGCGGAAUCAUAAAGGGACUUUUGGAGAAGCCUUUGCUAAACAUGAAGAGAGUUUCAAGGAUAACAUAGGAAAUGUGCAAAUGUGGAAAUCUGCUCUGACAAAAGUUGCUGAUCUUGCUGGAUGGGAUUUAAAGGAUAAAAAUGAAUCAAUAGUUAUCCAAAAAAUCAUUGGAAGGAUAUUUAGUGAAUUGUAUCACAAACUCCCUUGUGUUUCUAAGGACCUUGUUGGAAUGGACUCCUUUGUGGAGGAAAUGUUGGAUUCAUACUUGGGUGAAGGGUUGGGUGGUGUUCGCUUUGUUGGGAUAUGUGGGAUGGGUGGAAUAGGCAAAACAGCCCUUGCACAAGAAAUUUAUAGAAGAAUUUAUGGUAACUUUGAAGCUAGUAGCUUUAUUGCUAAUGUUGGAGAAGAAACUAAAAAUCAAGGUCUAGUUUCUUUACAAAAACAACUUCUUUCUAAGAUCCUCAUGGAAAGUGAAAUAAACAUAUGGAAUGUCUAUGAGGGAAUCAAUGUUAUAAGGAAUACAAUAUCUAAUAAAAAUGUUUUUAUUGUUCUUGAUGAUGUGGAUGGAGAAGAACAAUUAGGAGCAUUGGCAGGGGAGCAUGAUUGGUUUGGUCUAGGGAGUAGGAUCAUUAUAACAAGCAGAGAUAGCCAUUUAUUGAGAAGAUGUGGUGUUGAUGAUAUAUAUACAGCUAAGGUGUUGAACAACGAUGAUGCUUUGCAACUUUUUAGUUGGAGAGCUUUCCAUAAACCUUAUCCUAAAGAAAAUUAUGUGAACUUGUCCAAGGACUUUGUGAAUUAUGCUAAUGGCCUUCCUUUAGCUCUUAAAGUUUUAGGUUCUUCGUUGUUUGCUAAAAGAACGAAUGAAUGGAAAAGUGCCCUAGAUAAACUAAAAGAAGAGCCUAAUAGAAACAUUUUGGAUAUACUUCAAACAAGUUUUGAUGGGCUAACAAAUAUGCAAAAAGGAUUACUACAAUAUUGGCGUUCUUAUGGACAAAUCUCUCAUAACCAUUGA